AUGAUUGAGAAUGAAUUGCUCGACUUGACGGACAACAAUGUCAACGGGCUUCAGAAUGACGGAAUGAUGGAACACGAUUUAAGAGUAUUUAGCUAUGCAUCUGUUGUGGCUGCCACAGACAACUUCUCCAUUGAAAACAAGCUUGGUGAGGGGGGAUUUGGGCCUGUUUAUAAGGGAACAUUGGAAUCAGGACAAGAAAUAGCCGUGAAAACGCUUUCAAGAUGUUCAGGGCAAGGAACAUUUGAGUUUAAGAAUGAAUUGAUACCCAUAUCUGAACUUCAACAUACGAAUCUUGUUCGUCUGUUUGGAUUUUGCAUUCAUAACGAAGAGAGGAUGUUAAUAUACGAGAAAUGUCUACAGUUUUGGAGUACUAAUGCUUGA
Messenger RNA from Prunus armeniaca (apricot), 381 nucleotides. Lineage: Eukaryota; Viridiplantae; Streptophyta; Magnoliopsida; Rosales; Rosaceae. The record is from the annotation of a GenBank genome assembly.